This is a messenger RNA of Nicotiana attenuata, 1971 nucleotides long. RefSeq lists its product as uncharacterized. The transcript has 3 exons. Lineage: Eukaryota; Viridiplantae; Streptophyta; Magnoliopsida; Solanales; Solanaceae. The record is from RefSeq and is a predicted model, not a curated record. Bases 1 to 1971 code for a protein of 656 amino acids. Gene Ontology annotation, molecular function: nucleic acid binding. Gene Ontology annotation, biological process: DNA integration.
AUGGUCGACUUCGAUGUGAUCAUGGGCAUGGAUUGGUUAGAGUCCUGUUAUGCCACAGUGGGUUGUAGAACCAAAAUAGUAAGUUUUGAAUUUCCUGGUGAACCAGUCUUAGAAUGGAAGGGUGAUGUAGUAGCACCUAGGGGUAGGUUUAUUUCCUAUCUUAAAGCCAGAAAGAUGAUCUCCAAGGGAUAUAUCUAUCACCUGGUUCGAGUUAAGGAUGCAGAUGCUCAGAUCCCCACUCUCCAGUCGGUACCAAUUGUAAAUAAGUUUCCAGAAGUGUUUCCCGAAGAUCUCCCUGGAGUCCCUCCCGAUAGAGAGAUUGACUUUGGAAUUGAUCUACUUCCAGGCACUAAGCCGAUAUCUAUUCCGCCUUAUAGAAUGGCUCCAGCAGAGUUAAAAGAGUUAAAAGUCCAGCUGAAAGAUCUUCUAGAUAAGGGAUUUAUAAGGCCAAAUCACAAGAGUCUCCAGUACAUCUUCAAGCAAAUGGAAUUAAAUCUACGUCAGAGAAGGUGGCUCGAUUUACUUAAAGAUUAUGAUGUUGAUAUCCUCUAUCAUCCGGGGAAAGAAAAUGUUGUAGCCGAUGCUCUCAGUCGGCAUUCUAUGCGCAACUUAGCUCACGUUGAGACAGACAAGCGAACUAUGAUGAAGGAAGUACACCGCUUAGCAAGCCUAGGAGUUCGACUUCUGGACUUUGAAGAUGGCGGUGUUGUUCUCCAGAACAGGGCUGAAUCCUCCUUAGUAACCGAAGUAAAAGAAACACAGUUCAGUGAUCCCUACUUAUUGCAGCUGAAGGAAGGAAUUCACAAACAGAAGACUAUGGCUUUUGAACAAGGGGGAGAUGAUGGUACUUUGAGAUGCAGAGGCAGACUAUGCGUUCCAGACGUAGAUGGGCUCAGAGAGCGGAUUAUGUCAGAAGCCCACAAUUCCAGGUAUUCUAUUCACCCAGGUUCCACAAAGAUGUAUCAUGAUCUUAAGGAGGUUUAUUGGUGGAACGAUAUGAAAAAGAAUAUAGCAGAUUUCGUGGCGAAGUGUCCAAAUUGUCAGCAGGUGAAAGUCGAACACCAGAGACCAGGCGGUUUAACUCAGAAUAUAGAAAUUCCCAUUUGGAAAUGGGAGAUGAUAAACAUGGACUUCAUAACAGGUCUACCUCGCUCGUUCCGGAAGCAUGAUUCGAUUUGGGUGAUUGUAGACCGACUUACCAAAUCAGCCCACUUCUUGCCAGUGAAGACUACAGAUUCGGCUGAGGAUUAUGCCAAGUUGUAUAUCAAAGAAAUUGUCCGAUUGCAUGGGACUCCUUUGUCCAUUAUCUCAGAUCGUGGUGCCCAGUUCACAGCGAACUUUUGGAAAUCCUUUCAAAAGGGACUGGGCACAAGGGUGAACCUUAGCACUGCUUUUCAUCCUCAGAGAGAUGGCCAGGCGGAGCGCACCAUUCAGACUCUUGAGGAUAUGUUGAGGGCGCAUUUAAAGACGGCUCAAAGUCGCCAAAAGUCCUAUUCGGACGUACGGCGUAGAGACUUAGAGUUCCAAGUUGAUGAUUGGGUGUUUUUGAAAGUAUCGCCCAUGAAAGGCGUUAUGAGAUUUGGGAAGAAGGGGAAACUUAGUCCCCGCUAUAUUGGUCCAUAUAGAAUCCUGCGAAGGAUCGGACAGGUGGCUUAUGAGUUAGAAUUGCCACAAGAACUAGUUGCUGUACACCCAGUGUUUCAUAUUUCCAUGUUGAAGAAAUUCAUGGGAGACCCGUCACUUGUGGUUCCGACAGAGGUUAUAGGGGUUAAAGACAGCCUAUCUUAUGAAGAAAUUCCAGUGGCUAUUCUUGAUCGUCAAAUUUGCAAGCUCAAAACUAAGGAAAUUGCUUCAGUAAAAGUGCUUUGGAGGAAUCAAAGGAUUGAAGAGGCUACAUGGGAAGCCGAGGAGGACAUGAAGUCCAGAUAUCCCCAUCUCUUUGAAGGGCAAAAAGGAAAAUGUGGAAGGUAA